AUGAUAACACCAUCUGUAGGAUAUAGAAUAGAGGGUUCAAACGAUGAAGAACCAAAGUUAUUUGAUUGUACAGCUGUGCCAAACCUAUUGGAAGGUGUAUUUGAUCUAUCAGACAACGACAGUUUAUAUUACAGAGAUCACUUUUUAAACAAGGAUCACUUAAACUUUUUGUCAACAGCAUCACCUGACAAUCCAAUCUCUAUAUCUGUCAUUCUAGAUGGUGAUUCUAAAAACUAUAGCGGUCUAGUCAGAACAUCUACUGGCAAUCAAAGAGUAAAGGUAUCAUCAGAUACAGUAAAACCAACAUGGUGGAGAAGAAUAUUUAGAGUAGGACCAUCACCAUACGAUAUUUUAAGAUCGAUAUCACCACAACAUACUCAAUCCAAUCUAAAGUUAAUCUCUGAUCAAAGAUUACCACAGGCACUCAUGAAUUUGGAGGAAAAGCAAACUAUAAAGGGGUUCAAAUUUGGUAUCCUCUAUGCUCAAGAAGCUCAAACCAAAGAAGAUGAAAUGUUUGCAAAUGUUGAUGCAAGUCCAGAGUUUGAAGAGUUUUUAGAUUUUAUUGGAGAAAGAGUACAAUUGAAUGGAUGGCCCAAUUUUAGAGCAGGUCUUGACGUUAGAACUGGAACUACUGGAACUCACUCAAUAUAUCAGAGAUGGAAUAAUAAUGAAGUUAUGUAUCAUGUAUCUAGUUUACUUCCAUUCAAUGAAAAGGAUAAACAACAAUUGGAAAGAAAAAGACAUAUUGGAAAUGAUAUUGUAGUGAUUGUAUUUCAAGAUGGUGAUACAAUCUAUCGUCCAACAACCAUUAGUUCUCGUCAAGUUCAUGUAGUGUUGGUUGUCAAGGCAACUACACUUGAAUCUGAUCCAGGCCAAAGAUACUAUAGACUUGCUGUCGUUUCCAAAGAUUCUGUCCCUGAAUUUGGACCGGCCAUGCCAAAUAAUGGUAUCUUUAAAAAAGAUCCAUCUUUUAAAGAAUUCUUUUAUGCUAAAUUAUUAAAUGCUGAAAAGGCUAGUUAUUCGGCACAAAUCUUGGAGAAUAAAUUAUCACGAACAAGAAAAGCACUCUUGAAAGAUGUAGCUGAAGCGAAAUGGAAUCAAUAA
Molecule: messenger RNA, 1104 nt
Organism: Cavenderia fasciculata
Lineage: Eukaryota; Evosea; Eumycetozoa; Acytosteliales; Cavenderiaceae
Product: RapGAP/RanGAP domain-containing protein
Exons: 6
Coding region: 1-1104 (367 amino acids)
Biological process (GO): regulation of small GTPase mediated signal transduction
Molecular function (GO): GTPase activator activity
Source: RefSeq, a predicted model, not a curated record